UUGGUAAUCAAGCGAAAGCCGUAGCAGCACACAGUCUGAAUGGUGUCCAUAAUCAAAAAACCAUAAUAAUCCAACGGCAAACACUUGACAACGCUCAAACGACGUGCGACAGCCAGCGCGUGAAGUUGCAAGCUGUAACCGGCGCGUACAGCAUUUCGUUAGCCGUCAUAUGUAAAGUGCUAAAUAACGUCAAACCAACCGAUACGUAUCUCUCCACUAUGCAUAUAAAUGUUUAGUUCGAAUGCCACGCGUUAAAUAUAUGACAAUAUUUUCGAUUUGUUAUUAAACGCUGCUGAAACUUCGUCGGGUGAACGUGUCAAAGCUGAGCACUCCAUUGUCUUGCUUCUAAAGGUCCUGCUCGGUCCUCGAGUGCGAUGCAAAUGUGUGCGUUGAAUAACAAUCAUUUCGUUUAGUGCAAUAACAGUUGUCAGCCUUACACAACCAGUUGAAAACAAUAAGAAACUCCCAAAAAUAAAAACACACAAAAUUCAAGUUGAAUCAUCAGCAGCAAAAGCAGCAGCAAUUCAUAACAAUGGCAGAUCGUUUUCAGAUCUCAAAGGUUAAUGGCAGUGCCAAUGUCAAUGCCGCUUUCGACGCGGAACCCGGCUGCGCAGCCAAUGCGGAACAGCCAUCGAAUGGUCCAGCUACAAUUGGCGCUGAUGCCAGCGGCCACGCCCACGACAACCAUCUGCAGCCCAAAGCGGCAGAUGGCGGCGAAAAUCGUCGAACAUCGCGUUUAUCCUUCCGCGGCUUUGGCCAAUUUCUACGCAAAUCCGAUGCCGAGCGCAAGUUCAGUCUGGCGCAGCUAACAAAGGAAACGCUUCCGCGCUUGGAUAACUAUCGCAUCUCUAUGCGAAACUUGAAGCGCCCCUCAAUAGGCGAACUUCAAGGCGAGGCGGCAGAUCAGAGCAUUACCAUACCAGAUGCCGCAGAACCGGAACCAACUGGUGGUCAGAUCAAGCUGGGAUGGAUUGUCGGCGUCCUCAUACCAUGCCUACUCAACAUUUGGGGCGUUAUGCUCUUCUUGCGUCUCAGUUGGGUCGUCGCUGAGUCCGGCAUUAUGUGGUCGUUAAUAAUAAUCGCCAUCUCGACGGUGGUCUGCGUUAUUACGACGCUCUCCUUGUCGGCCAUUAGUACCAACGGUGAGGUGAAGGGCGGUGGCGUCUACUUCAUCAUAUCUCGCUCGCUUGGCCCCGAAUUUGGCGCCUCCGUCGGAAUUGUUUUUGCGUUCGCCAACGCGGUUUCAGCUUCGAUGAACACAAUUGGUUUCUGUGAAUCGCUAAAUGUGCUGCUGAAGAACAAUGACUUAAUCAUCGUCGACAAUGGCAUCAAUGACAUUCGAAUUGUGGGCUCCAUAACGGUUCUGGUAUUGAUCUUGAUCUGUUGUGUGGGCAUGGAAUGGGAGACCAAGGCACAGAAUUUCCUCAUCGUCACCAUUGUCCUGGCCAUAUUUAAUUUUCUGAUUGGCGCUGCGAUCGGACCGCGUGGCGAUGAGACACAGAUAUCCAAAGGAUUUGUAGGCUUUUCCUGGUCCACAUUCAAAGAGAACUUUGGCUCUGAAUAUCGCUACGCGGAGGGCGUUAACCACGACUUCUUCAGCGUCUUUGCCAUCUUCUUUCCUAGCGUGACUGGCAUUCAGGCGGGUGCCAACAUCUGUGGCGAUCUGAAGGAUGCUGGCGCUGCCAUACCGAAAGGCACCUUCUGGUCCCUACUCAUUUCGAUGACGUCCUAUGCAUUGUUUGUCCUGUUCGCGGGCGGUGCUGCAGUUCGCGAUGCCUCCGGCUUCCCCGAGGAUUUGGUGAACGGCACCAUUGUGCCAUCGGAGCUUCCCUGCAUGCAAACUGGCAACUGCAGCUGGGGUCUCUUCAACUCAUAUGAAAUGAUGCAGGAGAUGUCGCUCUGGGGACCGCUCAUCUACGCUGGCUGCUUUGCGGCGACGCUGAGCACAGCCCUGACAAAUCUCCUGUCGGUGCCGCGUCUGGUGCAGGCUUUGGGCAUAGAUCAGAUCUACCCGGGAUUGAUUUACUUCUCCAAGCCCUAUGGCAAACAUGGAGAGCCCUAUCGCGGCUAUGUGCUAACCUUCUUCAUCUCCACUGGCUUCCUGCUGAUUGGCGAGCUGAAUCUGAUCGCCCCGCUUAUCUCAACCUUCUAUCUGGCUUCCUACGCGCUCAUCAACUUCUGCACUUUCCACGCGGCCUUCGUCAAGCCCCUGGGCUGGCGUCCCACUUUCAAGUACUACAACGCAUGGAUUAGCUUAUUCGGAUUUGCGAUGUGCGUGGUAAUCAUGUUCCUUAUCAAUUAUGUGGCCGCCAUUAUCACCUUUGGCAUCAUCUUUGCCCUGUACUUGGUGGUUAUGUAUCGCAAACCGGAUGCCAACUGGGGCUCCACCACACAGGCACAGCAAUACAAAGCUGCUUUAAUGGCCGUGCAUCGGCUACAGAACGUCUCGGACCACGUCAAGAACUAUCAUCCCCAAGUGCUAGUGCUUUCCGGAGAUCCAAAGUCACGUCCGCCACUCGUCGACUUCGGCUUCCUGCUGACCAAGAACAACUCGCUGAUGUUUGUGGGCAACAUAAUACCGGUACGGAUUGGAUACAAGAAUCGCCUGAAUCUGCUCAAGGACGGACAGAAAUAUUUGGACGCGCGCAAAAUCAAAGCGUUUUACAAUGUCAUUGACGGCUUCAGCACCGAAGAUGGUAUCAAUGCCAUGAUCAAGUCCACAGGCUUUGGAAAAAUGGCACCCAACAUUGUGCUGGUGGGCUAUAAGCCUGACUGGAAUCGUUGCCGCAAGGAAGAGGUGGAAAGCUACUUUGCCAUAUUGCACAAUGCCUUCUCUCAGCGCAUGGGUGUGGCAGUGCUUCGCCUGCCCAAUGGCUUGGACUUCUCGGAGCUAACUCCGAAGGUAAUAAUACCAGACAACGGCCUGGGCCACUUGAAUACAGCCAAUGCACAAGGCUUUGCCAAUGAAAUGUUGACCGCCGCCAACGCAGCCUCGGAACUGCUGCAUAUUGAUUCGAACUUGAAUCUGGCCAACAUGGAUAGCGCCAGUCCGAACGCCUCGUACACGAUGCCACAGGAACCGCCCAAUAUGCAGCGCGGUUCCCGCAGCUACAAGAUCAACAAUACAGAUGCCGCCGCCGCGUCCAUUACCUACCACACCAAAGGUGGCUCCGAGGUGCCACAAACUAUACUGGACGCCAUGAACAUAUUUACACGAAAGCAGCCCAAGGGCACCAUUGAUGUCUUCUGGCUAUACGAUGACGGCGGUCUAACGAUUUUGCUGCCCUACAUCAUCUCAAUGCGCUCGCAUUGGCAGAACUGUAAGUUGCGCGUGUUUACCAUGUGUCAUGGCAAGGACGAGGAGCAGGAGGAGAAGAGCAUGGCCAGUUUGCUAACCAAAUUCCGUAUCAAAUACUCAGAGCUUAUUAUGCUCAAGGGCGUCCAGGAUCAGCCUCGUCAUGACACGAUGCUCAAGCACAAACGCCUCAUCGAACCUUUCCGUCGCAGCCCCCGCAACGAGUUCGGCAUCACUGACGACGAGCUGCACAGCAUGGCUGAGAAGACGCAACGCCAACUGCGCAUCCAUGAGCUAGUCGUGAAACACUCAUCGAACGCUUCACUGGUGGUCAUGUCCCUGCCAAUGCCGCGCAAGGAGGCGAUCUCAGCACCACUCUACAUGUCGUGGCUGGAAAUGCUAACGUCAGAUAUCAAAUGCCCAGUGGUACUGGCGCGCGGCAACCAGACGCCAGUGCUAACGCUCUACUCUUAAGGUUAAGUCAACGUUUCCAGUUCGAGUACAAUUUAGUAUUAUUAGCGUUUAGGCGUUCAAGUUCCGCGUAGCCAACCACAGAAUAUAUACUUUAUAUAUAAAACGAUGCAACUGCUACAAAAACCCCCCAAGAACCUUAAACAACUUGAUAGUCCCUAGAGCAUACGUCAUAGCAGCCAUAGCUUAUAAGUUGAUUACGAACUAUACUGUUUAUGUAUAUUGUAUAAAUAUAUAUAUAAUAAUUAAUAAUAAACACAACUACAAUUUGUGGUAUCUAAUC
Drosophila hydei is the source of this 4049-nucleotide messenger RNA. RefSeq names its product bumetanide-sensitive sodium-(potassium)-chloride cotransporter (gene NKCC). NCBI's taxonomy places the organism in Eukaryota, Metazoa, Arthropoda, Insecta, Diptera, Drosophilidae. Bases 533 to 3769 code for a protein of 1078 amino acids. The transcript has 10 exons. Gene Ontology annotation, biological process: sodium ion homeostasis; chloride transmembrane transport; potassium ion homeostasis. The record is from RefSeq and is a predicted model, not a curated record. Gene Ontology annotation, molecular function: sodium:potassium:chloride symporter activity. Gene Ontology annotation, cellular component: membrane.